Molecule: messenger RNA, 834 nt
Organism: Psilocybe cubensis
Lineage: Eukaryota; Fungi; Basidiomycota; Agaricomycetes; Agaricales; Agrocybaceae
Exons: 8
Coding region: 1-834 (277 amino acids)
Molecular function (GO): protein binding
Source: RefSeq, a predicted model, not a curated record
AUGUCUUCACUUACAGUUCAUUCAGCGGCCCAGAAAAGCGCGUAUAAUCCCCAAACCUACUUUGAUUUUCAAUUUGGACUUACCGCCCGUCUGUUCAUCGACUGGCAUCCAGACCAGUUACCGCUGCUUCGCAGUCUGCUCGCCGAGGAUCCAAAGCUUGUAAACUCAGUAGAUGCGGAUGGCCGGACACCUCUUCAUUGGGCAGCGUCUUCCGGUUCUGCUGAACUCGUGCAAUUUCUUAUCGAUCAGAAAGCAGAAGUUGACAAGGUGGAUGGCUCUGGAUGGAGUCCGUUGCAUAUUGCCGGCAAGUUACAUGCAUCCUUCUCGUUUCGUCUCCCCCUGAUCUGCAUGUGCCACAUCCUAGUUAGUGCAGGAAACCUUGGUGUUGUCCAAGAAUUAAUCGGAGCUGGAGCAGACGUAAACAGAAAGAAUGACAAUGGAUUGACCCCGCUACAUUACGCAGCCUCUAAAUCUCGCAUAGAUAUUGGCAGGCUCCUGAUUUCGAGGGGCGCAGACGGCUGGAAAUACUUCCUCCAUCUUUUUAGACAUCGGGCUGCCACCACCGGUUCUGUGGGAUUUAUUCGUCUUCUUAUUGAAUCGUCGACCCCGUCCAACAAGCUGCGCCUAAAUACGGCUGAUCGAAUUGGAAAUACCCCUUUGCAUCUUGCCAUGGACUCGGCUCAUGCAGAAGCAGCUGUAGUUCUUAUCAACGCAGGUGCAGAUCGAACACGCGAAAACCUGGAUGAAGAGACUCCUGAAGCUAUGGAAGGUGUCGGAGGCUCCGAACAGAGAAAGGCGCGACAAUAUGUCAUCGAUUCAUGUGGAAAGCCGUAA